Scheffersomyces coipomensis is the source of this 2663-nucleotide messenger RNA. It is a transcript of the gene RIM13, whose product is annotated as Rim13p. Gene Ontology annotation, biological process: proteolysis. The coding region runs from base 53 to 2332 and encodes 759 amino acids. The record is from RefSeq and is a predicted model, not a curated record. Gene Ontology annotation, molecular function: calcium-dependent cysteine-type endopeptidase activity. NCBI's taxonomy places the organism in Eukaryota, Fungi, Ascomycota, Pichiomycetes, Serinales, Debaryomycetaceae. The transcript has a single exon.
UAGAGACAGCUACCCCAUAUUAUAGUACUUAAUCCUGACCAAGACCAUAAUUAUGUCCAAUGAUAUAAUACGAACAAAACUAGAAAGUUACCUUCAAACCAUAGAAUCAAGUCAUUUGGAUGCAUGUAUAAAUAACGUUACAAGAGCCAAAAAACGAUGUCUAGAAGCAAUUAAACUUUUGAAUGAAGUAUCUAAAUCAGAAACUGAUCCAGAGAUAUUGAAGUAUAUAACUCAAUUAUCAAAGUUUUCAUUAGAUUUCUAUGAGAAGUUAAACAGUAUAUCAGCUAGUUUCAGUUAUUCAAAUAAAUUAGAAUGGAUAAGUUCAAAGAUUGGUAAUGAUUUAUUCAGUUAUCCCGUCAUUCAUUUCGAUGAAAGUUUAACAUCAGUCAAUUCCAUAUUCAUCCCUAAUAAUAAUUUCACAGAUCCUAAUCAUACCAUUCAAGAAUUACCAUUGAAUACUGAGUUUGAUAGGUUUCAACUUGAUGAUUGGUCAACCGAUUUGAAUGAUUUAACUACUUUAUAUCAAGAUUUAUUAGAUAAUUGUUCCUUUGUAUCAUCUUUAUUAUCCAUAGUAAAUAUCCCAUCAGCAUUAGAUAAAGUAACAAAGAUUAUAACUCCACGAAUAAGAAGUGAGAAAUAUAGAAUCAGAUUGAACUUCAAUGGUGCUGCUAGAAUAGUCACAGUUGAUAAUACUUUACCUAAAGCAUAUAUGGGUCGAAAUUUAACCGUCACAUCAUCAAACAAUCCUAAUCUUUAUUGGCCAGCAUUAAUAGAAAAAGCAUAUUUAAAAAUAAUGGGAGAUGGAUAUAAAUUCAGUGGUUCUAAUAUGGCUAUCGAUACAUUUAUGUUAACAGGUUGGAUUCCUGAAAUAAUGCCCAUAAGACAUGGUACACUCCUGAUGAAAUUGAAAGAACUUUGGAAAUUACGCAAAGAAAAUAGAGUAUUGCUAGGUAUAGGUACUGGGAAUCUUAGUAAGCAACUAUCGACUCAAUUGAAUUUAAUUCCUGGUCAUGAUUACGUAGUUCAUUCGGUUGAACAGGAUGGAUCGGUUAUUGUUAAGAAUCCUUGGAUUGAAAAUAAUAAUGAAGAUGAACGAUUCAUUAAGAUUAGUGAUCUUACAAACUUUAGUUAUCUAUAUUGCAACUGGAAGAUUGAUGAUUUAUUGCCCUUAAAUGAAAAAGUGAGUUUCAUCUAUAAUGAUUCAAGUCUGUAUUUAUUUAAUCGUCCCCAAUUUUCAUUUUUUAAUUCGUCUGACAAAACUCAAGAAGCUUGGAUUUUCCUAGAAAGACAUCUUCCUAUUUCAAAGGAAAGUAAUUUGUUGAAUGUCACUGUUUAUGAAACUGUUAAUGGUAAUAGAGUAAUUGUACCAAAUCAAUAUAAAUGUGUGAAUAUUAACAACACCGAUACUAAUAAUAGAUUGAAGUUGGUCAAAUUAAGUCUUAGUCCAGGAACAUAUUAUACUGUGGUGAUCGUCAGUAGUAAAAGUUCAACUUUUACUAUGUCAUUACUUAACAAUUUCCAUGGUUUAAAGCUAUCCAAAGCUAAGCAUUUAUAUAAAAAUACAUUGCCAUUGAUUGAGGGUGAAUGGAACCUGUCCAAUUGUGGAGGUAACUGGUCAUUGUCGUCUUAUAUCGAUAAUCCUCAAUAUUGUAUUGAAGUGCAAAAAGAAACAGAUGUAUUAUUAUCCAUAUUUGGUAAUUUAAAGAACGAUGCUAUCAACUUCCAUCUUUUCCAUAGUGAAAAGCAUAUGAAGGAUGAACCAUUGAGAUCAUUUGACAAGUCUAAAUUGUUACUCAACGAACAUUAUUCUGAAGGUUAUCAAUUAUAUAACUUUAAGAAAUUACAACCGGGAUUUUAUAAAUUGAUAGUUUCAACUUAUGAUUAUGGAAGUAUGGGAGAAUUCCGAAUUCUUCUUAAUCAUGAUGAUCCAGAUUUAGAGAAUGUGAAGGUUAACAAGAUCUUUUCAACUUUAGGUCUCUUUAAUGAUAAAAAGAAAGUAUGUUGGGAAGGUUCUAAUCGAUUCAAAUUAAGAUUCACACUUGAUUCAUUUAAGUCGAAUAUCACCAUUCAUUUAAAGCAUUUAAAUGAUGUGGAUAGUUUAUAUGAUCUGAUCCAGAAUUAUCGACCAGCCAUCAGAGCAUCUAUUUUUGAUGCAACCACUUCCCAACCCAUUCAAAUUAAUGAACAAUGGAGUGAUUCAUUGUAUGGGAUAUACCUUGAUUGUAUGAUUCAAAAUCUGGGUGAGUAUAUACUUUUAGUAGAAAGGUUUGAAGUAGGUCGGGGGUUUUGUAUAGUAGAUAUUGGCUCAGAUAAGAAAUUAUCAAUUAUUUAAUUAAUUAGGUAAGUCUAAGACACAUUUACAGUUAAGCAUAAUUAUUAAUUUGUAGAUUUUUGUGAAAUUCACGCAAAAUGUUUUUGAAAUUGACUUUUUUUAACUUCUUUCAAAUUAUAAAGACCAUUAACUUAGUAUAUUCACAAUCAUUUAUACUUACAUUUCAUCACCUAUCAAUAACAUAGUAAAACACACCACGACUGUUGAUAGCUAUAGAUUAUAAAACAGUGUUGCAGCCAAAAAUUCUGUUUUAUUCAUAUAAAUCAUCCACGUGAUCGCAAUUCUCACAAAUUUUGAUAUUGACGUGUUGAACUUUCAAUUUUUCAAUUUU